This is a messenger RNA of Symsagittifera roscoffensis, 1444 nucleotides long. Its product is annotated as palmitoyltransferase ZDHHC9-like. Gene Ontology annotation, biological process: protein targeting to membrane; peptidyl-L-cysteine S-palmitoylation. The coding region runs from base 8 to 1039 and encodes 343 amino acids. The transcript has 7 exons. Lineage: Eukaryota; Metazoa; Xenacoelomorpha; Acoela; Convolutidae. The record is from RefSeq and is a predicted model, not a curated record. Gene Ontology annotation, cellular component: endoplasmic reticulum; Golgi apparatus. Gene Ontology annotation, molecular function: protein-cysteine S-palmitoyltransferase activity.
GGUUCAAAUGGGCGAUGUUGAUCAUGACAGCAGGGUUGGUGAAUUUCCUGGAAAGAACACUGUGUGUUGUGGAGGAAGAGUGGUCACGGGGCGAGAAUGGCCCUUUGUGGUUGGGGGACUGAUAUUCGUGUCUAUUCUAGUGGGAAUGUUCGCAGUUGCAGAAGCGCCGUUUCUAAUCGAACACUUCUCGAUUGUCGUAGUCGUGAUACCAAUUGUGCUUCUUUUGUAUGGACUGCUCAACUUCCUCUGUACUCUCUUGAAGGAUCCGGGUAUUAUCCCGCGCUCUACACAAAGCGAAGCGUGCUAUUUGGAGAGGGAUCUAGUAGAAAAGACGGUAGCUGUCAAUAGCAAGAGGAAAGGAAAGGAAUAUGAGCCGACUGUGGUGGUGAUUGGAGGCGUGGAUGUUGAGAUUAAGUGGUGCUCCACGUGCAGACUGUGGAGACCCCCGAGGGCAUCCCAUUGCCGCAUAUGUGACAACUGCAUUGAGAUGUUUGAUCACCAUUGCGCGUACAUGGGCAAUUGCAUUGGAAGGAGAAAUUACCGCUUCUUCUACAUGUAUCUACUCUCUAUGUCAAUACUAUUAGUCUACGACCUCGUCUUCUCAUUGUACCAUCUCGUUCAUAGUCUCAUCACCAAAGAUAAACUCGUAAACACGGAAGCAGUUCUGACGGCAAUAAAUUGUCUAAUCUUGGGAAUGACAAGUAUGGGAGUCCUGGUUUUUCUGUCCAUGCAUGUUUACUUAGUGGCCUAUGGGUUGACGGCUUCUGAGGAGUCAAAGGGAGUCUGGACUCCUGGCAGUGGAACCCAGUCCAACCACAGUCCCUUCACUUCGAAGAGGGGUUGUGCUGUGAAUACUGUUCAGAGUAUAUGUGGGCCGCAGUACCCAAGGUGUGUUCGUGUUGAAAAACGAUGCAUUGCAGAAAGAUCACUCUGGGUCGAUUUGUCGAAUUCAGAUGAGAAAGUGGGACACCAAAGCCACAGUGAAAGUAGCAGAAGCUUCACGUCAAAUUCAGUUCAUCCUAUUCAAAUAGUCAUUUGAGUUUCGUUUCUGUUCCUGUUUAGAACCAACUAAAGCCUGCAUAGUCAUAUCGCAUUGGCGCAAGCAUCUUAUCAAGUUUUACUUUUUGUUAAUAGUGUAAAUAUUGUAAAAUUAUCCAUAAGUUAUAAUUUUGUAAUGUUUAAUUUGGAUUUGGACGAAAAUUGAAUCCGCUGUAAUUGCAUCUAAUUAGCACUUGAUUCGUUGGUUGAUAAAAGUUGACGUCUUAUAGAUAAAUAUUAGUCAUCGGUUAAUGAGGCUAGAAAUAGACAUCUGUACACCAAGAACAUUGCCGCAAAUUCGCUCUCACCAUUUUCCGUAUUAGCUGUUUUCCUACCAACACGCAUCAUUUUAAAGAAAAAUUUGAGCGUAACAUAUUUCCAGGAUAAAAUUUCCAAACUAUCAUUU